AUGAACCGCCAUGAGCUCAAGCAAGUCUCACCCGCGUCUCUGCGCGAAAUAGAGAACCCAUCCGAGGAGAAUAUUGAUGAUGUUAACCUGGCGCGCAUGGGGAAGCGCGCUGUGCUUCGGAGGAACUUUGGAUUGAUGUCAAUCCUGGGCUUCAGUUGCACCAUUCUCAUCACCUGGGAGGGUAUAACAGCAUUAUUCAUACAGGCGUUUCAGAAUGGUGGGCCCGCUGGUUCUGUAUACGGCUUCCUUUUUGUCUGGGUUGGUAUCACUACAACAUUUGUCGUCCUUUCAGAGCUCGCUUCAAUGGCGCCCACGGCUGGAGGACAAUAUCAUUGGUGUUCGAUGCUCGCACCUCAGUCGAGCAUGAAGCUCUCCAGUUAUAUCACAGGUUGGCUCACUGUCAUUGGAUGGCAAGCCACAUAUGCCACCGCCAUUUACCUCAAUGGGACUUAUAUCGCAGCAAUGAUUUCACUUACCCAUUCCGAUUACGUCCCACAAGCAUGGCAUAUGACUUUAUACUCCUAUGCAACUGCACUAAUUGGCCUCGGUGUAAACUGUGUAGGAGGCAAGCUUUUGCCUCGUUUUGAGGGCACCAUUCUAAUUCUCCACAUUCUUGGAUUCUUUGCUAUCCUGAUCCCAUUGACCUAUAUGGCGGACCAUAAACCUGCCAAGGAAGUUUUCACUCAUUUUAUAAACGAAGGCCAAUGGCCGUCUCAAGGUCUCUCGUUCUUCAUUGGGCUGAUUGGUCCUGUAUUUGCAUUCGCCGGUGGCGAUGCUGCGGUUCAUAUGGCAGAAGAGAUUUCCAACGCUCCUAUUUACGUACCAUGGUCAUUAAUGCUCACUGUCCUGAUCAACGGGUCACUCGGAUUUGCCAUGCUCCUCGCCUUGCUAUUCUGUCUUGGUGAUAUCGACAAAGCUCUCCAGGAUCCCACUGGGCUGCCCUUUAUAGGUAUAUUCCUACAGGCAACAUCAUCUAUACCAGGCACAGCAGUCAUGGCUUCAAUUAUUAUCGUAAUGUGUUUCUGUACUUCGGUGGGCAUGCUUGCCUCAACAUCCCGUCAAUUCUGGUCUUUCUCCCGUGAUCGGGGAAUUCCUGGUUGGAAAUUAUGGAGCCAAGUAACCUCGCGUACGGCAAUCCCAACAUAUACUGUCAUUUUGACUACCACCAUCUCAUGCCUCUUGAAUCUAAUCAAUAUUGGCUCCAGCGUGGCAUUCAACAGCCUAGUAUCCAUGUCCACAUCGGGCCUCUAUUUUUCAUACAUGGCUGUUGCCGGUCUCCUCCUCUACCGCCGUUGCACCGGUGGAAUAUUGAAUAGAAACAGUAUUCGCAGUGGACAAGGCUCCGGGUCAGAAAUGAUUAUAAACACGGCAGGGGCUCAGCUGAUCUGGGGCCCAUUUCAUAUUCCAGGCAUCUGGGGCAUCAUCAUCAAUACGUUCUCCUUAGUAUACAUGCUCAUUGCGACUUUCUUCAGCUUUUGGCCUCCCAAUAACCAUGCCGAUGUGCAGUCGAUGAAUUAUAGCGUGGUAGGGACCGGAGGCACUAUUAUCUUAAGCCUCUUAUAUUAUUUCAUUCGCGCCAGGAAGGUUUACUCGGGACCUGUGGUGGAAAUAUAA
Aspergillus tanneri is the source of this 1614-nucleotide messenger RNA. RefSeq lists its product as uncharacterized. Gene Ontology annotation, molecular function: transmembrane transporter activity. The transcript has 8 exons. The coding region runs from base 1 to 1614 and encodes 537 amino acids. The record is from RefSeq and is a predicted model, not a curated record. Gene Ontology annotation, biological process: transmembrane transport. Lineage: Eukaryota; Fungi; Ascomycota; Eurotiomycetes; Eurotiales; Aspergillaceae. Gene Ontology annotation, cellular component: membrane.